Messenger RNA from Bursaphelenchus xylophilus (pine wood nematode), 2195 nucleotides. Lineage: Eukaryota; Metazoa; Nematoda; Chromadorea; Rhabditida; Aphelenchoididae. The record is from the annotation of a GenBank genome assembly.
AUGCGGUCGGCUCAAUUUUUGGUCGUUUUGAUCCUCUCCGCAUGCUUCUCCAACACCCGCGCUGAGUGGUGGACUCACGGAAGAGUGACAAGCAAGGAUUUCCCGAAUUUCAAAGGAAACUAUGAAGUUGUAAGUGUAUUUUUUCUCAAAAAUGUUCCGUCGUAUAAAAUGUCACCUAUUAAAAAAAUCUUCUGCAAUAUAAAAAAAAACGUUGAAAAUCUCGUUUUUAUAGAUUACUGAUGUUCUACAGCGGGUUUCCCAAUUUUUUUGCACAGGCGACAUUUUAUACGAUGAAAACUUUCUGAAAAAUUUUAGGCUGCAAAAAUAUAAAAAUUGUAUUCUGACGUACUUUUACAUGUUUUCAGAACGUCUUCGUCAUCCCCGAUCAAUUUUUGGGUUCCUGUGGAGAGACCAAGACGGACGCGGAUGGCUACUAUAACAUCAAAUGCACCCCUUGGAUUGUCCCUUUCACCGAUCCGUACAAGACCGUCCGAGUGUAAGUGUGAAUUGCUUUCAUCGCCUAUUUCAAAGUUUUGCUAAAAUAUCAUUCUUUCGCUGCAUUCAAAAACAAAAAUUUUCUUCGAGCUGCGCCCGAGCUUUAACUUCAGCUUGUUUUUUGGCAAGAUCUUGAUGGCCCAUCUCUUGUGAAGUCUAAGACGAGUUAAAAAAAGGCUGUUAAACGCUCUAGAGGUUCCUGAAAUUUGAUUUUACAACCUUUUUCCGACGAGCUUUGGUUGAAGUCGGAUUUUUUAUUUUCAUUCUGCAGCCUGCGGAAAAAACAGUAAACUUGGAAUUUUCAAUCUAAUUGGAACUUUUUUUCCACGAAGGACGGAAAGGUCCGCUGUGCGGAAAGGUCCGCUGCGCGGAAAGGUCCGCUGCGCGGAAAGGUCCGCUGUGCGGAAAGGUCCGCUGCGCGGAAAGGUCCGCUGUGCGGAAAGGUCCGCUAAAAAAAGAAAAGAGGAGGGCGGGGAGGUUGAGGUUUUCGAAGGCGCUGAUUUCGAAUAUCGUAUCCAUUUUUUCUGAAUUUUACAAUUUUACUUAGGCAGUAGUGUUAACUAGUAAUUUUAGAAAAAAAUUUUUGAGUAAUGGAUAGACGUAAGAUAUAUUUUACUUGGUGUUUUGAUUUUUAGGUGUGACUAGUCUCGAAAAAAAUUUUUUUUGAAAUGUUUUCGCUUCGAGACUUGAAAAAAAGGAUUUUUUUGUGAAAUUAAUCCAUUACUCAAAAAAUUUUUUUUAAAAUUACUAGUUAACACUACUGCAUAAGCAAAAUUGUAAAAUUCAGAAAAAAAUGGAUACGAUAUUCGAAAUCUGCGCCUUCGAAAACCUCCCCUCCCCGCCCUCCUCUUUUUUUUAGCGGACCUUUCCGCACAGCGGACCUUUCCGCGCAGCGGACCUUUCCGCACAGCGGACCUUUCCGUCCUUCGUGGCUGGGUUCUGCUGUAUUCAGAUAGACAGCUUAUGGCAGAAUAUGCCUUUAAAAACACGCCGCGGAAUUCCGAAAGUUCUAGGCGGCGAUGCGCAACCCCACGUUGUAAAGACGACGCUCCAGAAGUUGAGUUAAUGGAGAUACGGGGCUCUCCGUCGUCUGGAGUACUCGAUAGGCAUGUCUCAAACAGAUUGCUACCUUUCCAAGAAUCUAAUGGGUUUCAUCCGUGGUAGGGAAUUUAUCAAUCAAGACCCUGUUGAAUGCGCCUUCAAAAGUUUCAUCGGCUCCAGAAGCCGGGGUUUCAAAGCCACUGGCAAAAAAUGCUUUCAACGCGUUGCAAUAGCGUGGUAUAACACAUGGUGAUUAUUUUGAUUAAAAAUAUCUUCGUUAUUACGGUAAAUUUCUUUGUACAAAAAAUCUUUUGAAGAACGACAUUAUUUGUGGGACAACCUAAUAGAUUUGAGAAAGGCGAAAAAAACUAUAAAAAAGAGUUUUUAGGCCAAAGCUCGGGCGCGACUUGGAAAAACACUUUUUUGAUUUGUUUUUUGUAAUAGGCCGAAAGAUGAAGUUUUAACCAAAAAAGUUCACAGUUUUCGUAUUUAUUUUUUGCUCAAAAAAUUUGUUCAUUUUUUCCAGCUGCCAUCGCAUCUACGGAGAAUGCCUUUGCAAGACCAUCAAGCCAGUCCGCACCAAUCGGCUGGACGUUCAAAUCAGCCCAAAAGAUGAUAUCGACAAGAACGACUGCUCCGAGCAGAAAUACCCAUAUUAA